AACUACACUCACAACAUUCAGGCAAUUCAACUUAUCGUUAUCUUGAUUGGGCGUUGUAGUUUCAUUUUGUAAGAAGAAAUUGUAUUUAAAUGUUUACUUUAGUUGGUCAUUCUUUGCAAUUAUACAAAUGUAAAACUCUACCGUACAAUAUAUUUAUUUACUCUAUGUAAAGUGCACUUAACAACAUCCGGUUGAGUUCUUAUUUUGCAAGCAGUUAAUGCAUUUUCUAUGUAAUUAAAUAUGUACUUUGUGAAAAUUAUUGCAAUGCAAUAUUUAUUUUAUGUGAAAAUUGUAUAUAAAAACUUGAUUUUAUGCACUUCUCAGUCAUAAGUUUUGAAUAAGACCAACGCACCAAUUUGAGAGUUACUCAUACAACAAUGAAAAUCAAUUUCUAUAAAGUACCGCUCAUGCUCCUACUGAUCUCAGUUGCCACAACAGCAUUUGUAAUCAGUGGAGAUGGACAACCAAACUGCACCACUCAAGAAGAAAUUAAUACUCGAAUGUUUCGAAACUAUUGGGACCCAACUUCCUAUUGGGUAUGUGAAGAACUAAACGAGCUAGCUGUUUUAGAAAGAUGUCCCGUAGAAAUGGCUUAUCAAGACAACCUCAAGGAAUGCGUUAGUUGGGAUGACUGGCAAUGGGAGCCACCAAUACUUCCUUUGACUAAUAUUGAACAAUUGUAGUUCCUUUUCAAUCCUCUGCUUGAAUAAAAAUAAUUGUUUAUCCCUUAAA
Messenger RNA from Zeugodacus cucurbitae (melon fly), 732 nucleotides. RefSeq lists its product as uncharacterized. The record is from RefSeq and is a predicted model, not a curated record. The transcript has 2 exons. Gene Ontology annotation, molecular function: chitin binding. Lineage: Eukaryota; Metazoa; Arthropoda; Insecta; Diptera; Tephritidae. Bases 378 to 683 code for a protein of 101 amino acids.